GAGGAUGCGACAGCCAAAGCUGUGGACGAGGCAGCGGACGCGGAAGGCUCUGAGUCGAUCAAUAAAAAGAUCUACCUCGCAGGAAGGCUUUUCAACAACAGGGCCGAGUUGGCCGCACAUGUGAAGAAGAUUCAGGACUCGGUCGCCACGGACGAGGAUGGAACCAAGGGAGAGCUGUCCAAUGAGGAUAAUCUCUUCAUCUUCCAUCUGCUGCUUCACCACCCCAAGGCUGUCGAGAAGAUGGUGAAGCCCAUCUCCCAUUUCCGUUACGGAAUCUACGACAAAUUCAAGAACAAGUGUUUCAUCAGCGUUGGCGCAGAUGGGUCUCAAGAAGGAGUUAGCGCUGCUAAGAGUAUCAACGUCAUCUACCCCCAGGAUGGCGCCGGUAAGAGCGAGUCAAGCACUGGCCUCGUAGCUGAGCCGAAGGACAAGCCCCAGAAAGAGAAGAAGCGCGCUCGUGAAGAGGAGAAGCCACACGAGCCUCGCGCCUUCGAGCCGCAGGUGAUGAUUCCGGGAUGCGUGAUGGACAUCAACGGCCUCCCUUCCAACACGCAGUACUGGAGGCUCAAAGAGCUUCUGGCAGGUUUUGGCAAGGUCCGCUUCCUACAGUUCCUGAAGCAGGACGCACCCGCUGAGCCUGCGAAGAAGAAAGCAAAGACACAGAAAGCUGAGGCUGAGGAGGGAGCAGAAGAGGAAGAACAGGAGGGCGAUGAGGAAGAGGAAGAAGAGGAGGAGCGUCCCAUGUCCGCCCGUGCCCGAUUUGCAGACCCAGAG
Molecule: messenger RNA, 774 nt
Organism: Symbiodinium pilosum
Lineage: Eukaryota; Dinophyceae; Suessiales; Symbiodiniaceae
Source: the annotation of a GenBank genome assembly